Molecule: messenger RNA, 2100 nt
Organism: Vigna angularis (adzuki bean)
Lineage: Eukaryota; Viridiplantae; Streptophyta; Magnoliopsida; Fabales; Fabaceae
Product: protein DETOXIFICATION 12
Exons: 8
Coding region: 488-1804 (438 amino acids)
Biological process (GO): xenobiotic detoxification by transmembrane export across the plasma membrane
Cellular component (GO): membrane
Molecular function (GO): antiporter activity; xenobiotic transmembrane transporter activity
Source: RefSeq, a predicted model, not a curated record
UGGUGGCUGUGGUUUCAUCCCAAUAUUUGCUGCAAAUUGUGGCAACCAUGAUAGUUGGUCACUUGGGUGAACUCUAUCUCUCUAGCGCCGCCUUAGCCAUUUCCUUAGCAGGGGUCUCUGGUUUCAGUCUUCUUGACCCAGCUAAUAAAUUCUUAUGAACAAAAACACGGUCGUUGCCACGUUGUUUGAUUUUGAUUCUGUGAAAGUAACACGAUAUGAGUAAUUAAGACUCGUACCAGUAUUUUUAAUUAUUCAACGGGACACUCGAGUUUUAGCUUUCAGAACGUCCACUGCGAAAGACAUGAUUGGGCUGCAGAAAGAUACCAUUUAUUUCUUUUGUAUUUUUAUGAUUUUUUCUUGUCAUGUCAUAUCCAUUGCUUUAUUAUUAAAAAAUAAAUUAAUAUACUUGGUUUUUUAAUAUAUUCAUGACUGUUGAAUGAAAUGUAAAACCUCGCAUUCUCAUUAUUUUCAAUAAUAAAAAAUUCUCAUGUUCUUUUAUCACGGUUUUCUGUCUCUCUCACACACACAUGCCAUACUAGAGUGUCCGUUGUUGCACUACGCGACCAGAAGUGCCGCCACAUUUGAGCCUGUAGCAUCAGAGGAAAAUAUGGGAAUGGCUAGUGGACUAGAGACAAUUUGUGGACAGGCUUAUGGAGCUCAGCAAUAUCAAAAAAUUGGACUGCAAACAUACACUGCCAUUUUCUCUCUCAUAUUGGUUUGUAUUCCCCUGUCUGUCCUUUGGCUCAACAUGGAAAACAUACUAGUUUUCAUGGGCCAGGACCCUCUGAUUUCACAUGAAUCAGGGAAGUUCACCCUUUGGCUUCUACCAGCACUUUUUGCAUUUGCAAUUCUACAGCCAUUAGUUCGAUAUUACCAAAUCCAAAGUAUGAUUCUUCCCAUGCUUGCAACUUCUUUUGUCACACUCAUUAUUCAUAUACCUCUUUGUUGGGCCCUGGUGUUCAAAACAAGGCUGAAUAAUGUUGGUGGAGCAUUGGCAGUUAGCAUUUCAAUGUGGUUAAAUGUGAUUGUGCUUGGAUUAUACAUGAGAUACUCCUCUGCUUGUGCAAAAACCCGUGCUCCCAUUUCUUUGGAUCUGUUUAAAGGAAUGUGGGAAUUCUUUCGGUUUGCCAUCCCUUCAGCAGUAAUGGUUUGCCUUGAAUGGUGGUCGUAUGAGCUGCUUAUAUUGCUGUCAGGGCUGUUACCAAAUCCAGCGCUUGAAACUUCAGUCCUAUCAGUUUGUCUAAACACUAUUUCAACUCUUUAUACAAUACCCUUUGGAAUUGGUGCUGCAGCAAGCACAAGGGUUGCAAAUGAAUUAGGAGCUGGGAAACCACAUGCUGCCCGUGUUGCUGUGUUAGCUGCAAUGUCUCUUGCAGUCAUUGAGACAAGUGUAGUAAGCGCAACACUCUUUGCCUGCCGCCAUGUUUUUGGUUAUGUCUUCAGUAAUGAGAAGGAAGUUAUUGAUUAUGUCACUGUCAUGGCCCCUCUCGUAUGUAUAUCGGUUAUACUGGACAGCUUACAAGGUGUUCAAACAGGAAUUGCAAGAGGUUGUGGAUGGCAACAUUUAGGAGUUUAUGUAAAUCUUGGGGCUUUCUACCUUUGUGGGAUUCCAGUGGCUGUAAUAUUGGCAUUUGUGGUGCGAGUGGGAGGAAAAGGACUCUGGAUUGGUAUACAAUGUGGUGCUCUUGUUCAAACUAUUCUACUUUCUGUCAUAACCAGUAACAUAAAUUGGGAAAAGCAGGCCAUCAAGGCAAGAAAGAGGUUAUUCGAUGAUGAAUUGUCAGCAGAAAAUGUAUUGGUAUGAGAAGCCCUUAAUCAAAGGCCAAUUUUCUAAAAAUGGGGACCAUUCUCGUGUGUUAGGAUUAAUGAAUUCUUGGCUUUGUGAAACCUUCGUGCAUCUGAUAAAGAAUACUCAGAGCAAUUUUUGUGAAUUAACAGGACAAAGAUCACUAUUACCAAUUUAUUUGAAAUUCCAGAGUAGUGUCUGCUGUACCGUUUGACAUGUUAAAUUUAAGGUGGCAAAUGAACUCCAAUUGAGAAAGUAGGGAUACAAACAUAAGUAUAAGAAAUAUAUAUCUGUUUCAGUAUUUUCUUUCUUAA